AUGCUCUACAGUAUGCGAGACGCUAAGAUGUCGAGUCUAAAGAACAACGCCUGCCUCAUUGCCUUUGAAGGUGCUCCGGAAGCGGUGACCACCCAGCUUCGCCUCCUGCCCGCAUCGCCAAACAUCCUCGUCCUGCCGGCCAUCCAGGCGUACCUUGAAGAGGCAAACCUAGCCACAACCAAAAGUGGAUCGGCCUCUAGCUUCACCGGCUCCUCUUUUGAUGCCCGCAGUUUCAUCCGGAAUGUGCACGAGGCUGCUGCGGCUCGAAACAGAGCCGCUGCCGACUUCCUGCGCUUGAACAGCUUCACGAAGAAGUGCCACGACCAACGACUCGUCUUUCUGGAGGGGGGCACAACCGCCAGCCAUGCGUUGUGUGUGGAGGCCAUCCGUAAGCACGACAAUGCUGCUGGUGGCGAUCUGCAGCUUGCUGCUUUGCUGUUCGAGGAGCUGGUAGCGGGCGGCCUGGCUGGGCUGGAUGCCAGCAACGUUGCUCUCCAGCCAACACAGCCAUCGCGCGGUGUCUCCAAGAAUAGUGACAACGAUACAGACUCCGACACCGACCCCAGCACAAGGGCCAUGCGUGCCGCCGAAGCACUCGACAAAGAAACGGAGAGCCUCCAGCCGGCCAACCACUCCCUGCUGGAUCUCACUCGACAACGACGUCACAGCCUGAACCUGCCGAUUCACGGUGACAGACUAGCGAACUUCGGCCGUCGUGUCAGUCAGGCUUCCGUCCAGAGCAACGCUAGCAGUGUGUGGAUGACACGGUCAGGCGUAGGCAGUGUUGAUGCCACAGAGAGCUUCCUCUCUUCGCCGUUUGCGUCACCUUCCUCGGCCAUCUUUCCCUUGUCCAUGCAGCCGGAUGCCAUUGCUGCAGCCAUGGCUACGACUUCGCCAGCACUGGGACAGUCACGCGGGCGAACACGAUGGCGAGCCCGGUCGCUCGAACGUCAGCCGCUCUACAGCGACAGCAGACCACCACCAGAGGGAAGCAGGGAGUCACUGGGCGACCGUAGCAUAAGCUUCUUGCUCAGUCGCGACUCAUCGUUGCGGCCUGUGUCAGGAACGACCAUGGAUUCGAUUUUGCUGAUGCAGAACACGAGGCCAAGACCGUCGUCGAUUGUGCCAGCCGUGCCACUGCUGCUGGCUGGUACGUUUGAGCAGCUAGGCGGGCCUAGUCGAAACAGACAGUCUCCUCUGCCUAAGCUGCGGCUCCAGACGGGAUCGGCGGUAGCCGCCAAGCCUAUGUGUGUCGACCGUGGCACGGAUGCCACUAGGCCGUUUGAACCUGAGGCUGGGUCUGAUCCCGUGCUGCCCUUAGUGGAAGACCUGGUCAUUCACUUCCAUGAUGGGCUUUCACACCCAGUCCUGGACCUCGCCAUAGCGCGGAGCCGAAGUAUGGCUGACGACAGUGUGUGCAUUCGUGAUGACGUCUUUCGCACAAAUCCAGCAACACCAGGUACAACCCGGCUACAACCGCAAGGCACGCCAUCAGCGCAACAUGCUCCACGACCCUAUACUCCCAAAACACCACCGGGUGGGGCUCUGGCAGACUCCUCGUUGCCUGCAGUAGCAAUCACAGCACCACGGUCGAGCCUGGAUGGGUACGACCCUUUCGCUGCAACUGGGUACAAAUAUGCGAUGGACAAUAGAUCGUCUCGGUACUCACAGCCCUCUCCGAGCACUGUCAGGGCAACGGAUAGGACACAGCAGCCACCUACCCCAGCACAGACACCGCCUCCCACAAUCGUGAAGCAGACGAAGCAGCACUGCUUCGUUGCACUGUUGACGACAGAGCAUCCAACGGCCAUGAAAAUGCAAAAUGCCUUGCGAGCCGCUCUCGGCGACCACCUGAAGCGACCGGCUGACGGCCAGAAUAAGCACGAGCGUGCGAGUGAAGACGACCUGUCUGCCUAUCUGUCGUCGAUAGACUGCGAUCUGUGGACACCGCUAUUGGGCAAGGACGGCGGUUGCAUUGAUCUGAUACUGGCCCUGGGGGUGCAGAAUGGCGUCCGACCUGCGCUCACGGCCACGGUGAUGGGCAGGCUGUUAUCUCUCGGGGCCACAUCAUCAACAGCGUGGAGCAGCCGCAGUGGUCGACUAGAUAUCCGGUACUUGGUGGUCCUUGCCCGUCAGGCACAAACGACACUGAAGAGCUCCAGCAACAAAGACUCUGCCAAGUCGCUGGCUGCACUCAUCGUGCCACAGCUCGAACUUUAUCUCCGGACGCACCCUUCCAUACGCUUCUUGAUGUUGGACUACCCGGUCGAGCUGCUGGGUGUGGUCUUUGAGCUGCAGCAGCUGCUGGGCCAAAGCCUGUUGCAAGUGGCGGCACUGCUCGCUCCCCGCGCCAAAUCCGCCCAGACAACGGCUACGCUAUCGGACGAAACCGAUCCUUAUGCACGUGCUGACCUUUUGCUGUCGGCAAAUGCGACUGAACUCGACAUCUCAGCGUUCGUGGCCUCGGUUCAUCGGCGUUUGGUGGGCACAUCGAUCCUCACCGUGAGCGAUCGUCUGAAGACAAGCCUUUUGACAUUGCGACGCUGCUCUUCUCUCAGCGGCCCAGCCUCGCCAUGCUCCUUCGUUUCUACCGCCUCAUCAACUCUGAUCGACGCCCCUGCGGCCGUGCCUGCGCCUGCAAUGGCUGUGUCUGUGCUGUCUGGCCGCAAUAGCCGCCUUGUGGCGAAGACGGUGCAAGUGAGCGGGUCUGCAGCGGCUAUAGCACGGGAGAGACGCAGAACCCAGAUGGAAAGGAUGCAACAUGUGAUGAGCAUGGUUAGUUUGAGAGCCAGCAACGCCGCCCUUUCGAGGAGCAGCGGGGAGGAAAACAGAAUCGACGAAGACGACGAUGAAGACGAAGAAGACCUGGACAACGACAUGUACAUGCGAAUGUUAAUGCCGCUGUUCCUCCGCGAAGAGAGAGCCCAGCUUGCUGAUCUGGGCGGUGCAGGCUUCCAAAGCCGCCAAACGGGAGCGACAGCCACAAAAGAAGCAGCCGGCGAAUCAUCAGCCCCGGAUGCAAAUGGCAACGUUGUGCGCAGCCGGGCAGCAAGUGAAGCGCAAAGGCAUAUGGCGGGUGACGCCAUCAUUAGUCAAAAGGCGCUCAGGUGGUUGGGAUUAGAGUGA
This is a messenger RNA of Grosmannia clavigera kw1407, 3126 nucleotides long. RefSeq lists its product as uncharacterized. The transcript has a single exon. The record is from RefSeq and is a predicted model, not a curated record. Lineage: Eukaryota; Fungi; Ascomycota; Sordariomycetes; Ophiostomatales; Ophiostomataceae. Bases 1 to 3126 code for a protein of 1041 amino acids.